CCGGAGUCUCCGAUGGAUCCUCUUCCCGCCACUAAAUCAGUGAUAAACCAGUGAGAGAGAAAGCUCCCACGUCAUCGUAGUCCUGUCUUCUUCACAAGCAAGAAGUGAUGCUUCUGCAUACUGCUCUCAACCCUAUUCGUGCUCACUCCGCGCUUCAGCGAAUGUUUUUCUAGGGUUCAUCUCUCAUUUCCCGACCUCCCCUCCCCGCGCUCUGCGGCCAUGGCAUCCACGGCUUGCUCUUCGACGUGUAUUGCUGGCGGCGAGAUUUUGGUUCCUCCUCAGGAACUUCGUAAGAAGAGGCGUCCUCCGAACCUCUGCGGUGGAGUUAUUGUGGCUUCAUAUGCUUCCUUUCAUGGUCAUAUUUGUGUAGCUAAGAAAAAACAUCUUUUCCCUGCUAAAGCUGUUCAGAGAGUUCCUACCUUUUAUAAAGAAAACGGUUUAAAUCCUGAACGGGUGAAAUUCCAAUUACCAGAAAAAUCAAAUUUCAAAGCGUGGUAUCUUGAGAAGCAAUGCAAACUUCUUAUCAAAGCUGUUGCUACUGUUGAACCAUAUUGCUUAAUAACUUCCGAAAAUUACUUCAUGGAUGAUUCUAGUUUGUGGUUUGAUUCAAGCCCCGACAGUCAAAUGGCUCAAUCUUCAGUUGAUCUUCUGGAGUUAGACGAGAGGGAGACAUUAAGACGAAUGAGGAUUUCAAAUGCAAACAAGGGUAAUAUUCCAUGGAACAAGGGAAGAAAACACAGCCCAGAAACUCUACAAAAGAUCCGAGAGAGAACCAAGUUGGCAAUGCAGGAUCCCAAGGUCAAAAGGAAACUGAUGAAUCUGGGACAUGCUCAGAGUGAUGACACAAAGAAGAAAAUUGCAGUAGGUGUGAGGCAGGGUUGGCGAAGACGACGCAAAAUUUUAACUGUUCAACAAAAAUGCAUAUUUGAAUGGCAAAACAUGAUUGCAAAAGCAGCAAGGAAAGGUUAUGCUGGUGAGGUUGAGCUGCAAUGGGAUUCCUAUAAGGUUAUAAAUGAACAACUGAAGCAGGAGUGGUUGGAAAGCAUCGAGAAGAGGAAAUCAAUGCCGAGGCCAAAGGGCAGCAAGAGGACACCAAAAUCUCUCGAGCAGCGGCGAAAGAUUUCAGAGUCCAUCUCUGCCAAAUGGGCUGAUCCUGAAUAUCGUGAUCGAGUUCAUGCUGCAUUGGCGAAGUAUCAUGGCACAGUGAUUGGAUCGAAUAAAAAGCAAAGGCGAAAACCUACCGGAGAAACUUCUGAAAAAGGUGCUAUCAGUAAAAAAUCUGAACAGACUGCUCAAUUGAACUUUGAACUGAAGAACAUCAAGCAAGAAACAUAUAAGAAAAGAAGAAACUCUGCUCCUUCCUACAAGGAUCCAAUGUCCAGUGUCAAGUUAGAUUUGCUCAAGAAAAUUAAAGCAGAUAGAGCAGAAAUGGAAUCCAAGAAAAGAGAAGCCACCAGGAGGGCCAAGCUACUAAUUGCUGAGGCUGAGAGAGCUGCAGAAGCUCUCGAGGCAGCUGCCCUGAACAGCCCUCUGGCAAAAGCUUCACUUCUGGAAACCAGAAAGCUGAUUGCUGAGGCAAAUUUAUCACUUCAAACCAUUGAGAGGGAACCAUUUAUGUCAUACGAAAGCGAAGUCGACUCGUACUUCAACAGUAAUUCGGAUGGAUUGGAAAAGCACCUGCAGACCAAUACGACUGCUACGAUAAACCAAUCAAUGCUAACUGAAAAACUUGUGAACGGAUUCCCUAAUCCGUCUUCCUUUGAGAAUGGCGAUGAAAUUAACCAACAUGAAAUGAGUUGUGGAAUAGACGCCGAGGAAGGCUUCAUAGCAUCUCAGGACCAACUUCUACCUUCUCAUCAUCUGAAGAGAAUUGAGUCAGAUAGAGCAGAAACAGUAGAUUCGAGAAAGCGAAACGAUCCCAAAAUAGUCUCGGCAAAGACGAGAAAGUGGGUCUGCGGCCGGUUUGUUGAAGUAGAAGAUUGAAUCCGCAAUGACAGGCGAGAUAGGUUGGAGUUGGGGCAUGCCUUAACCAUUGAUGCAGAUUUACUAGAAGAAUCAUCAUCACCUGUUCUAUUAGUUCAUGUUUAUAUCUAGAAGUUUGAGACUUUUUACUAAUUUUAGCUGGUGAAUUGGAUUUUUUGCAGAAUUGCUAGAGGAAAUCCAAAGCUUUGCAGUCUUGAUUCCACUGUAAAUUUUAUUGUAAUGGAGGUUUCUGCUUAUUUUUAAGAACUGCAGUGGCUUAUGAGGUGCUUGUAUAUGUGUAGUGGUGUUCACUUCUGUCUCAUUUGUACACUGUUUUUGGUAUAG
Molecule: messenger RNA, 2307 nt
Organism: Phalaenopsis equestris
Lineage: Eukaryota; Viridiplantae; Streptophyta; Magnoliopsida; Asparagales; Orchidaceae
Exons: 7
Coding region: 220-1983 (587 amino acids)
Molecular function (GO): DNA binding
Source: RefSeq, a predicted model, not a curated record